Molecule: messenger RNA, 3738 nt
Organism: Fukomys damarensis (Damara mole-rat)
Lineage: Eukaryota; Metazoa; Chordata; Mammalia; Rodentia; Bathyergidae
Gene: Casz1
Product: castor zinc finger 1
Exons: 15
Coding region: 70-3738 (1222 amino acids)
Biological process (GO): regulation of neuron differentiation; positive regulation of transcription by RNA polymerase II
Cellular component (GO): nucleus
Molecular function (GO): RNA polymerase II transcription regulatory region sequence-specific DNA binding; DNA-binding transcription factor activity, RNA polymerase II-specific
Source: RefSeq, a predicted model, not a curated record
CCAAGUAUUUCAGGGCCAUCUGCUGCCCUCCAAGCCACUUAGCUUGGGUUUUAGACCCUGAGUCACUGUAUGCCACCACCAAUGCCACCACCCCAGGCUCUCCUGGUUUGCAGAGCACCCCUCAGAGAGUUUGGGACCAAGGAGCGCAGAAUGGAUCUCGGAACAGAGCCAAGCUUCUGCUCUAUUCCAGGCACCAGAGUGGUAGAAAUGAAGGAGCCCUGUUCCUGCUUUCAAGGGCCCGUGCCUGCUGAAGGCACCCGGUGCACCGACCCGCCUGCAGGCAAGCCCGCGAUGGCGGCCAAGCGCAAAGGUGGCCUGAAGCUCAACGCCAUCUGCGCCAAGCUGAGCCGCCAGGUGGUGGUGGAGAAGGGAGCAGAGGCUGGCUCCCAAGCUGAGGGCAGCCCACUGCGGCCCCGAGACAAGGAGCGCAGUGGCCCUGAGUCUGGGGUGGCCCAGGCUCCCCGAAGUGAAGAAGACAAGAGGCGAGCAGUGAUAGAGAAGUGGGUAAACGGGGAGUACAGUGAGGAGCCAGCACCCAUGCCCAUGCUGGGGCGAAUCCCCCGAGAGGGCCUGGAGCUGCCGCCCGAGGGAGUCUACAUGGUCCAGCCCCAGGCCUGCAGCGAUGAGGAGGACCACACUGAAGAGCCCCCCAAAGAUGGUAACGGCCUGGAGGAAAAGGACUCGGAAGGGGCAGCCUCAAAGGACAACAGUGGCCCCGGCGCCAAGCAGGCUUCAGGAGAGACCUCCUCACUGCGGGACUAUGCAGCUUCCACUAUGACCGAGUUCCUCGGCAUGUUCGGCUACGAUGACCAGAACAUGAGGGAUGAGCUGGCCAGGAAGAUCAGCUUUGAGAAGUUGCACGCAGGCUCCACACCUGAGGCGGCCACCUCCUCCAUGCUGCCUACCUCAGAGGAUGCCCUCAGCAAGCGGGCGCGGUUCUCCAAGUACGAGGAGUACAUCCGCAAGCUCAAGGCAGGAGAGCAGCUCUCCUGGCCAACCCCUGGCACCAAGGCAGAGGAGCGGGCAGGCAAGGAGGUGGUGGGUCCCCUGCCCAGCCUGCGGCUGUCCAGCAACACUACCCACCUGGAGACCAAGGCCACCAUCUUGCCCCUGCCAUCACACAGUAGUGUCCAGAUGCAGAACCUGGUGGCUCGUGCCUCCAAGUAUGACUUCUUCAUCCAAAAACUGAAGACGGGUGAGAACCUGCGGCCCCAAAAUGGAAGUACCUACAAGAAGCCAUCCAAGUACGACCUGGAGAAUGUCAAGUACCUGCACCUCUUCAAACCAGGGGAGGGCAGCCCUGACAUGGGCGGGGCCAUCGCCUUCAAGACUGGCAAGGUGGGGCGCCCCUCCAAGUACGACGUCCGGGGCAUCCAGAAGCCCGGCCCCACCAAGGUUCCGCCCACCCCCAGCCUGGCUCCUGCACCCCUCGCCAGUGUGCCCAGCACUCCCAGUGCCCCCGGGCCAGGGCCUGAGCCACCUGCCUCCCUGUCCUUCAACACUCCUGAGUACCUGAAGUCCACCUUCUCCAAAACAGACUCCAUCACCACAGGCACCGUCUCCACUGUCAAGAACGGAUUGCCCACAGAUAAGCCAGCUGUCACCGAAGAUGUAAACAUUUACCAGAAAUAUAUUGCCAGGUUCUCAGGCAGCCAGCACUGCGGUCACAUCCACUGCGCCUACCAGUACCGCGAGCAUUACCACUGCCUGGACCCAGAGUGCAACUACCAGAGGUUCACGAGUAAGCAGGAUGUGAUCCGACACUACAACAUGCAUAAGAAGCGCGACAACUCCCUGCAGCACGGCUUCAUGCGCUUCAGCCCACUAGACGAUUGCAGCGUCUACUACCACGGCUGCCACCUCAACGGGAAGAGCACCCACUACCACUGCAUGCAGGUGGGCUGUAACAAGGUGUACACAAGCACGUCCGACGUGAUGACCCACGAGAACUUCCACAAGAAGAAUACGCAGCUCAUCAACGACGGCUUCCAGCGCUUCCGAGCCACUGAGGACUGCGGCACAGCUGACUGCCAGUUUUAUGGACUGAAGACCACACACUUCCACUGCAGGCGCCCUGGCUGCACAUUCACCUUCAAGAACAAGUGUGACAUCGAGAAGCACAAGAGCUACCACAUCAAGGAUGACGCCUACGCCAAGGAUGGCUUCAAGAAGUUCUAUAAGUAUGAGGAGUGCAAGUAUGAGGGCUGCGUGUACAGCAAGGCCACCAACCACUUCCACUGCAUCCGCGCCGGCUGUGGCUUCACCUUCACCUCCACCAGCCAGAUGACCUCGCACAAGCGCAAGCACGAGCGCCGCCACAUCCGUUCCUCGGGUGCGCUGGGGCUGCCGCCCUCACUGCUGGGCGCCAAGGACACAGAGCAUGAGGAGUCGAGCAACGACGACCUGGUCGACUUCUCUGCCCUGAGCAGCAAGAACUCCAGCCUGAGCGCCUCUCCUACCAGCCAGCAGUCCUCUGCGUCCCUGGCCGCUGCCACCACCACCACCGCUGAGGCUGUGCCCGGUGCCACCAAGCCUCCCAGCAGCAAGGUCUCGGGGCUUCUGCCCCAGGGCCUGCCUGGCUCCAUCCCACUGGCGCUGGCCCUCUCCAACUCUGGCCUGCCCACCACUGCGCCCUAUUUCCCCCUCCUUCCCAGCCGGGGGAGCGCUUCCCUGCCUGUGGGCGCCCCCGGCCUGCUGGGUGCCAUGUCAUCUGGGGCAGUGGCUUCGGCUGCCCCUGAUACGCCUGCUCUGGUGGCCUCAGGAACUGGAGACUCGGCUCCAGCAGCUGCCACCUCUGUCCCGGUGCCCCCUGCCUCCAUUAUGGAGAGGAUCUCUGCGAGCAAAGGCCUCAUCUCUCCCAUGAUGGCCAGACUGGCUGCGGCCGCCCUCAAGCCCUCUGCCACCUUUGACCCAGGAAGCGGGCAGCAGGCCACCCCUACCAGGUUCCCCCUGGCCCAGGUGAAGCAGGAGCCCUGUGGCGAAAGCGCCGGUGCCCCAGGCCCACACGAGGCUGCCCACAACCGCAGUCUUGACCUGACUGUGAAGGAGCCCAGUAAUGAAUCAAAUGGCCACGCAGUCCCGGCAAAUUCAUCUCUUUUAUCCUCGCUUAUGAAUAAGAUGUCUCAGGGCAACGCUGGCCUCGGCGGCCUGCUGAACAUCAAGGCAGAAGUAGAGGGGAGCCCUGCCGUGGAGCCCUCGCCCUUCCUGGGCAAGGCUGUGAAGGCGCUUGUCCAGGAGAAGCUGUCGGAGCCCUGGAAGGUGUACCUUCGCAGGUUUGGCACCAAGGACUUCUGUGACGCCCAGUGUGACUUCCUCCACAAAGCCCACUUCCACUGCGUGGUGGAGGAGUGUGGGGCGCUAUUCAGCACCCUGGAUGGGGCCAUCAAGCACGCAAACUUCCACUUCCGGACAGAGGGAGGAACAGCAAAAGGAAACACAGAGGCUUCCUUCCCGGCCUCUGCUGCUGAGACCAAACCUCCCCUGGCACCUUCAUCCCCUCCGGCACCCCUUGGCACCACAGUCCCAGGGUCAUCUCUGGAGGGGCCCACUCCCAACCCAGCCUCGGUGCCCUCCACCCCCACCCUGCUCGCCUGGAAGCAGCUGGCUUCCACCAUACCCCAGAUGCCUCAGAUGCCCGCAUCAGUGCCUCACCUGCCUGCUUCACCCUUGGCGACGACUUCUCUAGAGAAUGCCAAGCCCCAGGUCAAACCCGGAUUCCUCCAGUUCCAGGAGAAGUGA